Molecule: messenger RNA, 349 nt
Organism: Staurois parvus
Lineage: Eukaryota; Metazoa; Chordata; Amphibia; Anura; Ranidae
Source: the annotation of a GenBank genome assembly
UCAUGCUGCUGCCAAGGUCCACAGUCUCGUCAUGGGUCCCUGUAACGGCCUCCCAUUGCUGCUGUCUCCAUCGCCACCCUCUGCCCAUGUGCCACUUUCAGGUCUCCUCACACUGCUGGUGUGUUCCAUUUUUUGUCAUAGGGUGCUGGCAGAUUACGGGCCUCCCAUAGCUGCUGCCAGGCCCCUAAUCUGCCAUGGGCCCCUGUACCGCCUCCUCAUGCUGCUGCCAGGUCCAGAGUGUGUCAUGGGUCCCUGUACGGCCUCCCAUUGCUGCUGUCUCCAUCGCCACACUCUGCCAUGUGCCACUUUCAGGUCUCCUCACACACUGCUGGUGUGUUCCAUUUUUUGU